Molecule: messenger RNA, 1497 nt
Organism: Vicia villosa (hairy vetch)
Lineage: Eukaryota; Viridiplantae; Streptophyta; Magnoliopsida; Fabales; Fabaceae
Product: protein MAIN-LIKE 1-like
Exons: 4
Coding region: 1-1497 (498 amino acids)
Biological process (GO): meristem development; meristem maintenance
Source: RefSeq, a predicted model, not a curated record
AUGGGGUUUCCGGUUCUUGUUACCCUCAGCCGGAUAACCCCCCCUUGGGUGGUUCGAAUAAAAGGAGGUGCGAUCGACGGAAUGCGUCAAAGAGGAAGACAACAUCGAGAGGCUGAUGGCGAGGGACACCAGGGAGCUGCACCUGAGGUUGGUCCCCAGCAUCCGGCAUUUCCCGGAGGACCUACUGAUACAUCUUUAUUGAUUAGAUAUCAGAGUCAUGUUGCCUGUCAUUUAUGGUUGGGCGAGGAGAGACGACCAAAGCCAACCUUAAAGGUUGCUGCACAUGGCAGCAAGUUAAUAGGAUGGGUUCCGGCAAUGCUCCCAAGGCAGAUGGAAAAUUGGUUAGUUGCAUCUGGCCUGUCAUCUUUGCAGCAUACUAGUUUGGCCAGGGUAGAUACGCAUCUAUUAUCUGCUUUUGUUGAGAGAUGGUCUCCUGAAACAUCGUCAUUUCAUAUGUCGUUCGGCGAGAUGACCAUCACGCUAAAUGAUGUUUCAUGUCUUCUUCAUGUACCGGUUAGGGGCCAGCUUGUUGACCCCGAUGUUGUUGUCACCGAUUAUGAUGCUAUCCAUCUAGCUGUUGAGUUGUUUGGUGUUUCACUGAGUGAUGCAACUACAGAGGCUUAUGCUGUAAGGGGUCCUUACUAUAAAUUGGAUGGGUUAAAGCAAGUUUUUGUGCAACAAAGAGCUGCAAAUAACUUUACAGGCGCUAUGAGAGCAUACAUGAUGUUGCUAUUAGGUUGUACUAUUCUUGCCGACAAGACUUUUACUCUUGCUGAGUGUUGGAUUCAUGAGUACUUUCCAACUGUUGGAAAGAGAGGUACUUCUGGGUUAUGUGGCAUUGAUAGUUCGAUGGCUAGGGCGAUGAAAUGUGAAUAUAGGCAGGGGGCGCAAAAAGUGGCUGACAUCCGAGUUGUGUUAGAUCAGUUGACUCCUCACGAUAUCGUCUGGCGCCUUUUUGAGGAUCAUCGGGUGCACCGUCCUUUUGAUGACAUCUGUUUGUAUCGGGGUGGUUGGAAGUGGUUUGGUAUUGUAGUUCUAUAUUUACCUGACAGAUGCUUGCGUCAGUUUGGAUACAGACAGUACAUACCGACUGCUCCUCCUAAUGUCGACACACUUGAUGUGGAUGUUGAGUGGGCUACAUAUAUGCAGAGUGUGUUGCAGGUGAUCCGAUCCCACGAUGAUCCCCCAGCUGCGUUUGCCACCAUGCCAUAUGAGACAGACGAUGAUUAUUUGCCGUGGUAUUAUACGAUGUCACAUCCUCGUUUGAGAGCACCACAGGAUGAUCAGCUGAUGGAGGUACCAGUGCCUGUCUAUGACGAAGGACCGUCAGACCCGAGAUUAUCAUAUAUAUGUCAUGAGCUUCAUCAUUACUUACAGCGUCAUCAGGCUGUUCCUGAAGACGAACAGUUUCUGGAGAUAUUUAGAGCACUCAGACUUGCACAGGGCGGACCAUUACCUAGGGAAGGUCCAAUUACUUAUGACAAUGAGUCUGAUUGA